CUUCUGCGCUUGAUUGCGGAACGGCGCGGGUUAACAAAGCACAAGAUCCUCGUGCUCGGGGCGGGGCCUGCGCGUCUGAUUGGCUCGCGUAUGUCUUACGUCAUCGAUUCGGGGUUGAGUUGUGUCGGCGUGACGCAAGGCUAGAGGGGCGUGUGUGUUGUGCGCGGAAUCAACUGUAGAAACAAUAACUGACGUGAGACCUCUUAUCCACACACACACACACACACAGACAGACACACACUCAGAAACAGUAAAGACGGUGGGUUUAACCAGCCGCGAGAGAACGCGAACACUCAACAGUCUUUGUGUGUUAAAAAAAAAAAAACAUCCGGGAAACUUCUUUUUGCGCUGAGCGAAGGCACGAGCGAAGAUGCUUCCUUUGUGACAGGCUCGAGCUCUGAGCCACAAACUUCCAGCUCAUUCCGCGUGCUUUUUAAAGACCUCCUGCGCCCGGCCUGGCAUGUGGGUCAAUUCUGGAAGCGUCGGAAGGGCCCUCUCCAUGGAUAUAGACACAGACUAUGAAAGGCCUAAUGUGGAGACUAUAAAGUGCGUGGUGGUGGGUGAUAACGCGGUGGGCAAAACCCGCCUUAUUUGUGCUCGUGCCUGCAAUGCCACCCUCACGCAGUACCAGCUGCUUGCCACCCACGUGCCAACCGUGUGGGCCAUCGACCAGUACCGUGUGUGCCAGGAGGUGUUGGAAAGAUCUAGAGAUGUGGUGGAUGAAGUCAGCGUGUCUCUCAGGCUCUGGGACACCUUCGGCGAUCACCACAAAGACAGGCGGUUUGCUUAUGGCAGGUCUGACGUGGUGGUGCUCUGUUUCUCCUUGGCUAACCCAAACUCCCUCCGCCACGUCCGUACUAUGUGGUACCCAGAGAUUAAGCACUUCUGUCCUCGCACCCCUAUCAUCCUGGUGGGCUGUCAGCUGGACCUACGUUAUGCUGACUUGGACGCAGUGAACCGAGCCCGUAGGCCCCUGGCCAAACCUAUAAAACCCACUGACAUCCUACCACCAGAACGAGGUCAUGAGGUGGCUAAAGAGCUAGGGGUGCCCUAUUACGAGACCAGCAUCGUCGCGCAGUUUGGUGUCAAGGACGUCUUUGACAAUGCCAUCCGUGCAGCACUGAUUUCUCGUCGCCACCUUCAGUUCUGGAAGUCCCAUUUAAAGAAGGUCCAGCGUCCUCUUCUUCAGGCCCCAUUUUUGCCUCCCAGGCCCCCACGGCCCGUAGUAGGUAUCCCUGACCCACCUCCCAUGGAUGGAGAAGGCCCCGACUCGCUUUUCUGCAAGCCGUUAUGCUCAGAUGUCCUGUUCCUUCUCCAAGGUGGUGCCAUUCGUGUUUUUGCUCAUAAAGUAUACCUAGCCACUUCCUGUUCCAAGUUCUACGACCUGUUCACCAUGGACCUAGGAUCUGCAGAGGACGACACGGAAGCAGAUGAGACUCUGGAGGGAGGUGAGGAGGAGGAGCAAAGCCGAAGAGGAGCUAAAGAGCAGGCAGGACGUGCCAAGAGCCUUGAUAUUGAUAAAGAUGGUGAUGGGGGGACCAAGGGUAGCAGGAGACUGCUUUUGCUGGAGCAGGGCUCAUUGAGGACUUCCAAAAGUGAUAACGCCCUCCCAGCCAGGGGUCAGUACUCUCUGGGUUUCCUGGGGACUGGCCGCCCACUUUCAGGAUGGGGCCGGGGGUUUCUCGGUGUGUACCUGGAAAGGGUGGAUGACCCAGUAACAGGUCGACCAAGACUCAUGACAGUUGUGUCCAUGGAUGAACUCAUUCAGGAGGCACCUUUCAGGGCGGUGCUGCAGUACCUGUACACAGGUCACUUAGAUGAAGGCCGGAGUGACCUGAUGCAGGUGGCCACCAUUGCUGAGCUUCUGGAGGUCUUUGAUCUGCGCAUGAUGGUGGCCAACGUGCUGAACCGUGAGAGCUUCAUGAACCAGGAAAUCACCAAAGCCUUCCAUGUGCGUCGGGCCAACCGAAUCAAAGAGUGCCUGAGCAAAGGCACCUUCGCUGAUGUGGUGUUCCAAUUGGACGAUGGUUACCUACCAGCCCACAAGCCCCUGCUCAUCUCCAGCUGCGACUGGAUGGCGGCCAUGUUUCGUGGGUCUUUCAUGGAGAGCUACAUUGAGGAGGUGUCCAUACCCAACACCAGUACUGCCUGUAUGAGAGCUGUGCUUGAGUAUCUGUACUGCGGCUUGCUCACACCUUGCCCUGACUUGGAGCCGAUAGACCUCAUAAUACUGGCCAACCGUCUCUGCCUGCCCCGCCUUGUGGCUCUUACAGAGCAACAUGCGGUUGAUGAGCUCUUGCAGUGGGCAGUAAAAGGAGCGGACAUUGACGGACAGGUGCUGGCUUACCUAGAAUUGGCCCAGUUCCACAAUGCCAAACAGCUCUCCACCUGGUGCCUCCAUCACAUUUGCACCAACUACAACAGCGUGUGUCGCAAAUUCCCCAAAGACAUGAAGGCCAUGUCUCCAGAAAAUCAGAAGCAUUUUGAGAAGCAGCGCUGGCCCCCUGUCUGGUUCCUUAAGGAGGAAGACCGCUACAAUCGCUCAAAGAAGGAGCGUGAGCAUGAGGAAGAAAUCCUGCGCAAGCAGCACACCAAACGUGGCUGGUGUUUUUGGAGACACCCAUCCUCCUCUGCACCUCACAUCUCCUGAGGGUGCAGCCACCAUCAUCCACACCCCCGAAUCGCUCACCUCGUCUCGGCAUCAAGACUCGCAGCUGAGCCUGGGAAGACCCGUGUCUGUGUCCAAUCUAUGUGUCCUGGUUGAUGGGCGUUUGUCUGGGGCUACUUCACCCUCGUGUUUCUGCCCUCCCUCGUCAGGUUUAAUGCCAAGCCUGUGGCAAAAAGCUGUGGCCCAUAAGAGUCUGUAUCUCAUUAACUAAAGGGGAGAAUUUCUCACUCUGUCUUGUGUUUCACUGUGUUAAUCCAGCAACUUUGGAUGCCUCAUAGGGACACCAAUUAGGGAAUGUCUUCAUGGCAGUGAUCUGCCUUUACCUUUUAAGACUGUUAUUCUUAUGCUACGACUACAAACCCCACGCUUUCCCACUCACCCCCCCUUUCCCCAGUACCAAGCCUAGGCGCUGGCGCCCGAGCAUGCAUAGAGCAUGGUGCUGAUGUGAUGAGCUUCUCCUGUGAAUCCUAUUUCUGGAGAAAAUAUCCAGCGUAUAUGAGCUACAAAUACCUUGCACCUAGCACCUAAAACAGCGUCAGGGAUUUAUUAUUUUGUAAACCACAAAGGUAAAUCCACACAAGCUAUAGUACAUGCUUUUGGCCUCAGUAAUGAAUAGGGUUUGCCUGUUCUCUCAGUAAAGAAGAAAAAAAAUUCCACUAAUGCUCUAUUUGGGAAACUGUACUCAAGGACCCUCAUUUAUUAACAUUGCUUGCAAACACAUCUAUGUAGAAAUUGUGUUUAGACGUAGAUAUGGUUGAUUGUCGGUGCGUCUGUUUUUAACCAAGCACAUGCUUUUAUUAAUAAGCUUUAUAUACACACUUGUGCAUCUGCAUACUCACCAUUGACGAAUCCCAAUUUUACAGCGUGUACGAAAGUGUUUAACCCUUUUCUACGCAAUGUUGAUCAAUGAGGGCCAAGAAUUUUUAUUGCUAGCACUUACGGUUGACUGUGGGCAGAAACAGAACACUGAAUAAACAGAGUGCAAUUCUCUGCUCGGUAACCUAAAAAGGCUCUAAAAAGCACCAAAGAGAUGAUUCUGGUGUGGGGGAGGAGAAAAAAAACAUAACAGUGAGGUCUUAAUUUAGGGCUUUUUUUUUUUUUACCACUGCCAAUGGGAGUAUUAACAUUUAUUUUCAAGUACGGUAUGGGGAAUGAUUAGGUGUUGUUUGUUUGUUUGUUUGUUUUACUUGCAUUUCCUUUUUUAAGCCACUAGAAGCAGUGUUUCUUUUUUUUUUUAUUAUUAUUACUGUUUAAAAUGUUUUAAAAUCGACUCCCUUGCAACAUAACCAAAAACAAGGUUGCCAUGUUUUUCCCUUUCUCUUCUUCGCUAAAAACUAAAUUAGCUUCCCUCAGUCUAACCUAACCUGCUGUGUUCUACCUCUGCAGACAAAAAGAAGUUCGGGAUUCAGUCAGUGUGGUGUCUUUUUUUUUUUUUUUUUGCUGCAAAAGAAAGACUUUCACUUUCCAUUUGAUGCAGUGAAAAUGGUGCUUGGAAGUACUAAAUAUCACAGUGAUGGUAUUCUUUUCUGGCCGCUGUACUUUUGCUAAUGUAAUUAACUUUGUGUGACAAUCCUAAACAACAACAACGAAAAAAAAAAAUCAUGCGUAUUUAGCAAGCAAAGGUGUUGGCUAAAAGAUUGUUUCCUUUUUUCUCUCUCUCUCUCUCUCUCUUCCAAAAGCUUUAUGACUUUCAGUUGAAAGGCUUGUAGCAAAAUGGAAGAUGGGCUUUGUGGUAUUACAGAUAUAUUCUACUGGUGUGGUAUUAAUGUGGUAACAUGACACAACUCAGUAAUUACAACCUCUCCGCUUUACUCACUACAUUAAGUAUCUAGUAUUUCUCAUACACAUUGUGCUGCUGUGUAUCUGGUGAUCAUUAUCGCCACGUGCCUGUUACAAUAUCAAAACCGACUAGACCGUAGACGUCAAUGUUACUUGUUAGCUGUUGGUUUGAUCGGGCUGUGCUGAAGAAUAUAUAUAUAUAUAUUCUGAAAGCUCAGUUUGAAGAGUGCUAUUUCUGUAAAUGAAAUUUUUUUCUUUCACUUUCCACUAUUUCUGGCUUUCAGCUUCUUCACCUCCGUGAGGCAGCACCCAGGUGCCGCUGGUAGCUAGAUGGAGACAUAUGAUGUGGAAAGACUUUCUCACUAGAGACGCGCUCGAAUAAUCAACAGCUACCGAAAUAGAUAUGUGAGAGAAUCUCAGCAGGCCUAUGUGUGAAUGAAGCUGAUCUUUGGAUGGAAGGAAAUAGCAAAAUGUUUUAACACAAGGGUGUUAGAUCCUAGAAAAAGCUAAGACAUUUUAGAUAAUACAGUAAUUAAAAAUAGCAAUUGAUGAUCUAAAAUGAACCUGCGUGCAGUAAAUUAAUAUGCGAUUAUAUAUUAAUACACCGGUUUACGGUCGCUCUUCUAAAUGAUUGUCUCAGUACUCUCGAUAGAAAAGAUGUUAAAACCACUGUAAAAUAGUGUUUACUUCUUACACAGUGUGUUUCUGUACUUGAAGGUGGAACGCUGUGUUGCCUUGGUGAUUUUUGGAUUUUUCGUUUUUUUUUUUUUUGUCCUUUACAUAUUUUUUGUCUGGAUCUGUCGUGCAUGAAUGACUGUUCCUAAACUCCAGCAUUUAUAUAAACCUUACAUUUUGUAGCAUGGUAAAUUUUCUUCCAUAAGAAAGGCGGACGUUUUUAGCUCCAUACUGUUUGUGUUCAGUGUUUGUUGGUGAAGGCAAUGAUGUCUUUUGUAUAUUACCUGUGUGCUUUAUUGGUAUUGCCUUUGCUAAGAUUGGGUUUUAAGAACAUACGGGGUUGUAUUAUGUAGUUCUGGGAUUUUUUUUUUUUUUGCGAAUUUUUUUUUUUAAGAGUAUUAUUAGAAUGAUUAUAGCUUGGAUAACAUUUUGAGACUUUUUCAAACAGCACUAACAAUUGAUAAGCCCUUAUUAGCAGUGUAACAGCCUAUGCACUUUAGCCUAAAUUGUGAAAGGUAUUUUCCUGAUUUUAUAUUGAUUGCCUUGAAUUUUACAUUCUAACAUGCUAAGACAUGCACGUUUACAGUAAAUGUGCAUGAAGAUUGGUCUCAUUUAGACAUGAUUGCAUGCAGUCAUGUGUACAGUGGUAUUAAGAAUCAGGAUUACACUAGUCCGUUCCCCUCUCUAAAAUGUGUGAUAUAUUUGGGGGGAACUCUAAUGACAAAUUUAUAUACAGUUUUUAACUGGCUUAUGUCAUUAAUCAGGAAAAACAAAAAAAUCCCCCACAGAGGUUGCAAUAGUAAUGCCCCAUAGGGCUCAGUGUUGUAUCCUGGCAUUACCUGUGCCUUUGGUUUGGUUUUGUUUGUUUUUUUUAAAGAAAAAAAAAAUUCAUGUUGCCUUUCUAAAGAGGGGCCUCUUACUACUGCCUUUAGAUGGUAAAUAAUUGUUAAAAAAAAAUACAAAAAUAUGUGUGCACACGCAUAAACACACAGGCACUUAGCCAGGCAGCUGACCACCGCAUUCCUCGUCUUACUGUCAGUGCCUGUGGACGUUAUGUAGCGCAGCUUACUGUUCUUUAACCUGUCUUUAUGCUGCAUCCUUUUCAUUGCUUGUAUAAAAUAUUUCCAGCCCUUUUUUUUUUUUUUUUUGCUGAACUGAGUGGAAAUAAACGCUUCGGGUUAGGAUGCGAUCCUGCUGGUACAGCUGUGGGAGAGGUCGUCCAGCCUAAAGCAUUUGUUGCCGUUGGACCCUCAUGCCCUCUACCGAAGCAAAUGAGAACUAUUAAAUGCAGCUUAUUAUGCAGCACACAUUUUAUGGUGUGAUGGAAAGACUUUUGCAUUAUCAGGAAGCCAAGGGCUGAACAUGCUUCUUCCAGCGCUGCUGUUUCCUUUCGAAUUCAGCAUCCCCUCUCCAAAUUUCUCCACUAUUUCUUCUUCCAAAUAUGAUUUCCUCAUUUUCCGUACCUCACACUUUGUAUACGUACCUCUUCAUAGGUAAUUAUGAUGAUUUUGUUCAAUUUCAGAAUUUGAUCUUUUGGGUAAAACCACUUCUGUAUUUUUCAUGCAGUGAAUUCCUAGGACAGAGCAUUACAUGUUUGUAGUCUAGAUGCUUUAUGCAUUUUUGUUUUUUUCAGUCAUACAUCUUAUAUAAACUGCUGUGGGGAAUAACAAUAUGCAAAGGGGUUACCAUUAUCAUAACUUUGAAUAUACAGCUCUCACUUUCAGUGAAAGUGGCCUUCUUUAAACUAACAUGCCAAUUCUAACACGAAUGAUAUCAUCAGUUUUACGAAAAGUGCACCUCAAUAUUGGAGAGGGUUCAGCACCUGAGUAAAAGAUGAUGACCAUACUUCCUUUUGUUUUGUUCUCUUUAUUAUAUGACUAUUAUACCAUUAAGCACUUUGUGUUAAUCUUGUUAACUUCUUACUUUUUUUUGAAAAUUGUUGUUAAUGUAAUGAAACAAAAAGAGCACACACAACACACUAUAAGGGCUUUUUUAAUAAAAAAAAAUUAAGAAAGGCAACAAUCAGAAUGUUUUGCGAUGCUGCAAAAAUGUUUUAACGGAACCUUUGUAAUACAUUUUUUGAACCACUGUGAUUUGUACAAAAUAGAACAAACAAGUAGGGGGGAAAUGCCGUUUCAGUAUUCUAAUGUUUAACUGGGCUUUUAAUAAACUUCAUGUGGUUUAUUUGA
Molecule: messenger RNA, 7311 nt
Organism: Clarias gariepinus (North African catfish)
Lineage: Eukaryota; Metazoa; Chordata; Actinopteri; Siluriformes; Clariidae
Gene: rhobtb4
Product: Rho related BTB domain containing 4
Exons: 11
Coding region: 461-2650 (729 amino acids)
Biological process (GO): small GTPase-mediated signal transduction
Molecular function (GO): protein binding; GTP binding; GTPase activity
Source: RefSeq, a predicted model, not a curated record